GGGGUACUGCUUGCACACACAGCCGGCCACCUAAGAAGCAAUGGGCGGGGAGAAGUCGCAUUCGGGCGAUCAGCUCGGACACCAGGGGGCAGCAGAGGCCCAGCAGAGGCCCCCUCAGCCCUGCCCAGUCCGGGGGGGAGAGAGAUGGGGAACAGAAACCUUCCCCACCCCAGCACUGCACACACCGGGCCUCUCAACUCGGGCCUGGGAAGUGAAGGCCCGUCGGGGUCCCUUGUCCCCCCACGCCCCCGCCCAGCGCCUGCCCCAGCAGUUCAUCCACGCGAGGGUGACUCAACCCGGGCGCGCCGUGGGUCCGCGGCUGAGCGCUGGCACGUCGGCGCGCGAGUCUGCACGCACGCCCGGGUGGCCGCGCGCGCGCGCGUGCGGGGGGCCGGGGAGAAGUCGUGCUGCUGUGUUUAUUUCUGGGUGUGUCUCCGCGUUGGCCCCGGAAACUGAUAGGAACUCUGCCAAGGCAGCGCGGCAGCAACGCCGACUGCGUGGGACUUGUCCCCCCCACCCCACCCACCCACCCACCCCCGGCGAGCUGGCGGGCAGCAGCCGCGCGGGCCCGUCCCGCCUCGCACCCGCGUCGGCCGCGGUGCGCAGGGGCGGGGAGGGCUUGGGUCCUCGGGACUUUCUGGAGCCUUCCAGAACUCGCAGCUUCAGGGGCCCCCUCCCCCACCCCCCUCGGGACGGCGGUCACGCGACCUCUAAGGCGUUCCCCGGCGCGGAGGGGGGGGAGCCUGGGCGUCCUCCAGCGGCCCCGCCGCUUCCCAGGGCUCCGCUGGGGGGAGUGCAGCACCCACGGGGGGAGUCGCUUUUCCAGGGGCCCCGGGGCGCCCUUCCAGCGCCCAGACCCCGGGCCCCGCUGAAAGUUUGACUACGAGAGACGCAGUUUGGGGCGACAUGUGUCUGCUCGGAUGCUAGGUGACUUCGCGCAGAAAAGUCGUCGGUUGCUCGCCGAGCAGGAGACAGAAGCGAGCCUCGACCUCCCCUCCAGCCCGGCCCGCAGGGACCCCACCCCGCCAGGCCCAAGCUGGGCUUCUCACCCCCGCCUCCCUCCCCCCCAGGCAAGAGGCACACGCAGCUCGCCCCACUUUCUUCCUCUUCCUCCUCCAGCCCACUUUCUCUUCUCUGUGUCGUCAGAGCUCCAGGGAGGGACCUGGGUCGACGGAGAAGCCGGAAACAGCGGGCUGGGGCAGCCACUGCGGGCUCCUGGAGGGAGGACGGGAGGGGACGCUGGGUGUGUGUGUGUGUGUGUGUGUGUCCCCGUCUGUCCGUCUGUCCUGCGCCUACGUCGUGUUCGGUGGCGGCGGCCCGGAGGGUCGCGAGCAGGCCCGCCCUGAACCCGCCGGACGGAGCAGCAGCCCCAUGGGGCCGGGCAGUGCCCGCUGCUGAGAGCGAGAAGACGCUACCGGGUUGCCAGCGCUGACUCCUGGCUCUGUGCCCAGGGAUCACUCCCGGUACCCUCCAAGGCCAUGUCUCUGUGGGAUCUGGUGUCCAAGGUGCCCCCUGAAAAGUUGCAGCGGCUCUAUGUCGACUUUCCGCAGCACAUGCGACAUCUCCUGGGUGACUGGCUGGAGAACCAGCCCUGGGAGUUCCUGGUCGGCUCUGACAGCUUCUGCUACAACAUGGCCAGCGCUCUGCUUUCAGCCACUGUCCAGCACCUUCAGACUUCGGCCGGAGAGCAGGGGGAGGGCACUGCCCUCUUGCAGUACAUCAGCACCCUGGAGAGCAUAUAUCAGAGGGAGCCCCUGAAGCUGGUGGCCGCUUGCAAACAAAUACUCCAAGGGGAGAAAAAAGCUGUCAUGGAACAGUUCCGCCACCUGCCGAUGUCUUACCACUGGAAGCAGGAGGAACUGAAGUUUAACACGGCGCUGCAGCGUCUGCGGCACCGAGUGGGGGAAUGCCGCCUUCUCCGAGAGAACCUGCAGCAGGAGGCCCGGAGCGACCCAGUGUCUCUGCCCCCGCUGAGAGAAAGAUCCGCCAACGGGACUGGGCCGCGUGAGAGGCUGGCCACCUUGCUGCAGGAGACGGUUGAAGAACUGGAGGUCGCGCAGACCCUGGUGCUGAAGAGGCUGCACAUCUGGAAGCGACAGCAGCAGCUGGCGGGGAAUGGAGCACCGUUUGAUGAGAGCCUGGGCCCGAUCCAGGAGAGGUGUGAGAGCCUGGUGGACAUUUAUUCCCAGCUGCAGCAGGAGCUGGGGGCAGCCGGGGGGGAGCUUGAGCCUACGACCCGGGCCUCCAUGCUGAGCCGGCUGGACGAAGUCCUGCAAACACUCGUCACCAGUUCUUUCCUGGUGGAGAAGCAGCCCCCCCAGGUUCUGAAAACUCAGACCAAGUUCCAGGCCGGGGUUCGAUUCCUGCUGGGCCUCCGGUUCCUGGGGACCUCGGCGAAGCUCCCGCUGGUCAGAGCUGACAUGGUGACGGAGAAGCAGGCGCGGGAACUCAGCCUGCCACAGGGCUCGGGCACUGGAGCAGAAAGCACAGGCGAGAUCAUCAACAACAUGGUGCCGCUGGAGAACAGUGUUCCCGGGAGCUGCUGCUCCGCCCUCUUCAAGAACCUGCUUCUGAAGAAGAUCAAGCGGUGUGAGCGGAAGGGCACGGAGUCGGUCACGGAGGAGAAGUGUGCCGUGCUCUUCUCCACCAGCUUCACGCUGGGCCCCAACAAACUCCCCAUCCAGCUGCAGGCCCUGUCGCUGCCCCUGGUCGUCAUCGUCCACGGCAACCAAGACAACAAUGCCAAAGCCACCAUCUUGUGGGACAAUGCUUUCUCGGAGAUGGACCGUGUGCCCUUUGUGGUAUCAGAGCGGGUGCCCUGGGAGAAGAUGUGUGAAACUCUGAACCUCAAGUUCAUGGCUGAGGUGGGGACCAGCCAGGGGCUGCUGCCAGACCACUUCCUCUUUCUGGCUCAGAAGAUCUUCAAUGACAACAGCCUCAGCACAGAGGCCUUCCAGCACCGUUUUGUGUCCUGGUCACAGUUCAACAAGGAGAUCCUGCUGGGUCGUGGUUUCACCUUUUGGCAGUGGUUCGAUGGUGUGCUGGACCUCACCAAACGCUGUCUCCGGAGCUACUGGUCCGAUCGGCUCAUCAUCGGCUUCAUCAGCAAACAGUACGUCACUAACCUUCUUCUCAACCAGCCCGAUGGAACCUUCCUCCUUCGCUUCAGUGACUCAGAGAUCGGUGGCAUCACCAUUGCCCAUGUCAUCCGGGGUCAGGAUGGUUCCUCACAGAUCGAGAACAUUCAGCCUUUUUCGGCCAAAGACCUGUCCAUUCGCUCCCUGGGGGACCGGAUUCGGGAUCUUGCCCAGCUCAAAAACCUCUACCCCAACAAACCCAAGGAUGAGGCGUUCCGGAGCCACUACAAGCUUGAACAGACGGGGAAGGAUGGCAGGGGCUAUGUCCCGGCCACCAUCAAGAUGACCGUGGAAAGCAUGGACCCGCCCCUCCCCACCUCGGAGCCCCAAGUACCUCCCAGAGCACCCUCUUAUGGUCAUGGGAUGAACCCCAACUCCUCCGUGGGCAUCCGCUCAGACAUAUCCGAGGUGUUCCCGUCACACCCUCACCCCCACCCCUCCUAUCCAGAGCCGGUCCCUGUGCUGCCAUUCCCAAAUCAACUGCAUAUCUCCUCCAUCAUGGACCACCAGAUCAUGACUUUUGAGCCCCCGGGUCUGCUGCCCUGCCAGACUGAGGAGCAUGCUGUGCCCAGCGCUGACCAUCUGGAUGUGACCAUGGGAGAGGAGAGCUGCCUGCCUGAGUCGGUGACAGGGUUCCCUCAUGGCACCUGGGUCGGGGAAGACAUGUUCCCGCCCUUGCUCCCGCCCACGGAUCAGGACCUCACCAAGCUAUUGGAGGGGCAAGGAGAGUCCGGAGCCCCCCCUGUCCUGCAGGCCCCCUCCUAUGUGCAGUCUGGGAUCCCGAUGCCGCACCUGGACCUAAGGACCAACCCUAGUUGGUGAACCAGAACUGGAGGGGGAAGCCAGCGAGACAGCUCCCACGCGCCACGGACCUGAUCUGGACCACUGGCCCCCCACUCUGGCCUCGAAGCCCCCUUCCCGGAGGCUGUGGUCCUACCCCCACCUACUCCUCUGUUCAAGAGGAAAGACCAUUGGCGGGAGGCUUGCAGUGGGCGGAGCCUAACCGCUCCUUCCCUCCUACCGCACACCCCUGCCCUCCCACCCUCAGUCCUGGAACAGGAAUUCCGGCUCCGAAAGUGAGACACGUUCCAGCAUGCCUGCACACACAAACACACACGUGUGAAAGCACGUGACUACACACACACACACACACACACACACACACACACACACACACAGAGACACAAACUCUCCCUGCAAGAACGGGGCUGAAAAGGAAGAGGGCUGUGCCGAGGCGCAGGCUAGGGCAUGACUGGCUCCUGGGACUGCCCAAAGCCCAGCCCUGCCAGGCAGCCGCUUGCAGCCUCGUGCACACGUCGCCCGAGAGAUUGGAGACAGACAGCGUGCAUGGGCGUGGAUCCUAGUCCUGGGGGCUGGGGAAGCAGCCGAGACAGACUCCGGGCACCCAGAGAGACAAGGGAGCCUGAUGCGGGUUUUGCCCGGAUUAAAAACAUAUUCCAAAGAGUCCCCAGCUCCUGUCCACCAGAUGGAGGCAUUCAGUUCUGCAUGAGUCUGCGGGAGCAGAGACUCGGCUGUGUGUGUGUGUGUGUGUAGCCAGAAAGAUGUCACACCGUGUCUCGUGUGCCACAAGAACACCGAUCUCAUGAUGCCCGGAUGGCAAAAAGUGUCCAGGAGCUUUCGAAGGGCCCGGUGGGUUUGCUGGUGGCUUCACUGACGCAUGGAUGUCAGCCUCGGGGUCUUCAGUUUCGACUGUCCCACGGGCCUGUACAGCGGCUGCGACAUCUACAA
This is a messenger RNA of Sorex araneus (European shrew), 4886 nucleotides long. It is a transcript of the gene STAT6, whose product is annotated as signal transducer and activator of transcription 6. Gene Ontology annotation, molecular function: DNA-binding transcription factor activity, RNA polymerase II-specific; RNA polymerase II cis-regulatory region sequence-specific DNA binding. The record is from RefSeq and is a predicted model, not a curated record. The transcript has 23 exons. Bases 1479 to 3959 code for a protein of 826 amino acids. Gene Ontology annotation, biological process: regulation of transcription by RNA polymerase II; growth hormone receptor signaling pathway via JAK-STAT; cytokine-mediated signaling pathway. NCBI's taxonomy places the organism in Eukaryota, Metazoa, Chordata, Mammalia, Eulipotyphla, Soricidae.